Punica granatum (pomegranate) is the source of this 896-nucleotide messenger RNA. The record is from RefSeq and is a predicted model, not a curated record. NCBI's taxonomy places the organism in Eukaryota, Viridiplantae, Streptophyta, Magnoliopsida, Myrtales, Lythraceae.
AUUUUCGUUGAUCGCAUGCCAUCCUGCUAUUUCUUGCAGAGAAGCCCCAUUUUCGUGUUCGUCAGAGCUUGAUAAACCCUAGCAGAGCAAUCGAACAUCUCGUCUUCGAUUCCUCCUGCAUCCAUUGUCGAUUCCUCCCUCCACCGCCACGGAAAAGGGUUCAGGUGUUGAUCUCCGCUGCUACACUGCCAGAAGAAGCAGCAACAAGACAGACGAAGCUCGCGGACCUCCCUUGAGCCGAAGCAGAAGAAGCAGAUCAUCGACCCGAACUCUAAAAAAUUCAAAUUUAGGGCUUUGUCGAUUGAUUCCGCUACUCGAAUCGAGAAAGUCUCCGAGCUUGAGAUCACUGUUCAGGAAGCGGUCGCUGUGGCGAAGGAUCCUGUUCGCAUCCAGGAAAGUGAAGCAUCAUUCUACUCAACCUCCUAACAGUCGUUUACGAAGAAGAGAAGGAAAGCAGGAGGAGGAAGAUGAAUAAGAAAAAGGUGUUCAACCUGGCUAAGGGUUUCCGAGGCAGGGCGAAGAACUGCAUUAGAAUCGCGAGGGAGAGGGUCGAGAAAGCGCUGCAGUACUCCUACAGAGACCGCCGCAACAAGAAGCGUGAUAUGCGGUCUCUCUGGAUCCAGCGCAUCAACGCCGGCACUCGCCUCCACUCAGUCAAUUACGGUAACUUCAUGCACGGGUUGAUGAAGGAGAACAUCCAGCUGAACUGGAAAGUUCUGUCAGAAUUGUCCAUGCAUGAGCCACUUUGCUUCAAGGCCCUUGUGGACAUCUCUCGUAAUGCCUUCCCUGGGAAGAAGAAUGUGGUUCAUCCUCCCAAGAAGGUAAGCAUUCCAGUCAGUGUCUGGUAUGUUGGUCGCUUUGUGUCUCUUGUUUCUCUUUUUGAGCUCGAUGUUUGA